AGAGUGCUGAUAACUAGUUUGGAUCUAUCUACGCCACACAGAUCAUUCCCCCCUUCUUUUUUUCUUUUUAAAGGAUAAUAACAAAAAACAGAGAUGGAGUCAACUGCAGGUCCUUAUGAUUACUACGACUACGACGAGGCCGAGAACUCCUCCAUGUGUGACUAUUCGGAGUGGACGCCGUCAUUCUCCGUCAUCCCCGUGCUCUACAUGCUCAUUUUCAUCCUCGGCCUCUCUGGAAACGGAGUGGUGAUCUUCACCGUCUGGAGGGCGCAGGGCAAGCGGCGCGCCGCCGACGUCUACAUCGGCAACCUGGCCCUGGCUGACCUCACCUUCGUGGUCACUCUGCCCCUGUGGGCCGUUUACACCGCCAUGGGCUACCACUGGCCCUUCGGCGUGGCCCUGUGCAAGAUCAGCAGCUACGUGGUCCUGCUCAACAUGUACGCCAGCGUCUUCUGCCUCACCUGCAUGAGCUUCGACCGCUACCUGGCCAUCGUCCACUCCUUGUCCAGCACCCAGCUGCGCACCCGCGGUCACAUGCAAGCCUGCCUGGCAGCCAUCUGGCUGCUGUCCGGUGUGCUGGCUGCUCCGACUCUGCUCUUUCGCACCACCAAAUACGACGCGACCAACAACCGCACAACCUGCGGCAUGGACUUCAGCCUGGUGACCACGAAAGACCAUGAGAACCUGUGGAUCACUGGCCUCAGCAUCUCCUCCUCGGCUCUGGGCUUCCUCCUACCUUUCCUGGCGAUGAUGGUGUGCUACGCCUUCAUCGGCUGCACCGUCACCCGCCACUUCAACACCCUGCGCAAGGAGGACCAACGGAAGAGGAGGCUGCUGAAGAUCAUCACCACGCUGGUGGUGGUGUUUGCCGCCUGCUGGAUGCCGUUCCACAUUGUGAAGACCGCCGACGCCCUCUCCUACCUCGAGUUGUUUCCCGCCACCUGCAGUUUCCUGCGUUUCCUGCUGGUGGCUCAUCCUUACGCCACCUGCCUGGCCUACGUCAACAGCUGCCUCAACCCCUUUCUAUACGCCUUCUUCGACCUGCGCUUCAGAUCCCAGUGCCUGUGCCUGCUCAACCUGAAGAAGUCCCUGCACGCCAGUCCCGCCAGCUCCCUGUCCUCUCAGAAGACAGAGGCUCAAUCGCUGGCCACCAAGGUGUGAUGACGGCUGAGGGCCCAGAUGCAUGCUGGGGACGAGGUGAACAAUGCAGAAUAAAGCGGGUGAAUCGAAACUGUACAGCGCUGGGACCCUGCUCUCGGGUCAGAACCUGCGUCAGAGUGUCACCUUCGCUACUCUCUGAACCUGUGGACCACUGAAACCAAUCGCAGGAGGACGAGGGUUGUGGUUUUGGGUGUCUGGCCACGCUGAAAAGGGUGAAAAACUGAACUUUCUACUAUAAGGGGACCAAGAAUUACCCAGAGUUUUUGAAAAAGUGGAAUGUAUUUUAAAUGGAACCCACACGCUCCUGUGGGUCUCCUGUGGGUCUCCUGUGGGUCUCCUGUGGACUUUUUAUGCAAAACGCCGAGCUUCUGACCACCGCAACCCUGUCGUCAAGGCACCCAUUGACCCCUACUGUUCUUGUUUUUAUUUGUAAGCACUUGAAGUGUGAUAUCAACCAGACGACCCCCCCCCUCCCUCCCUCCCUCCGGCUGUAGUAUCUGCAUUACUGCCAGCAGUGUUACGUUUGUGUGUGUUUGUGUGUGAGGUGUUGGAGUCUGAUAGGAGUGUUGUAAGGAGAGGGGGUUAGCAGGGAGGGGGGGGGGGGUAUCCCAGACAGACAGACAGAUGGCAGCUGACAAAUGUUUUCAGGCUGGUGUAGAGCCCAAUUAAAGGUGGCUCCCCUGACAGUCUGCGGUUGUGUGAUAUGUGCAUAUGAAGGAAUGAGUUUGUUUAUUGAGCGUCGGAUCGGCAGUGAAUUUGUUCUCUGCACAAAUAAGCAUUUGUGAAUACGCAUCAUUUUGAAUUGUUUGUCUACGAUUUGUAAUUAAAAAAAAGUGCUUUUGAC
This is a messenger RNA of Pungitius pungitius (ninespine stickleback), 2005 nucleotides long. RefSeq names its product apelin receptor B-like. Gene Ontology annotation, cellular component: membrane; external side of plasma membrane. Gene Ontology annotation, biological process: calcium-mediated signaling; positive regulation of cytosolic calcium ion concentration; cell chemotaxis. Lineage: Eukaryota; Metazoa; Chordata; Actinopteri; Perciformes; Gasterosteidae. Gene Ontology annotation, molecular function: C-C chemokine binding; C-C chemokine receptor activity. The transcript has a single exon. The coding region runs from base 94 to 1161 and encodes 355 amino acids. The record is from RefSeq and is a predicted model, not a curated record.